AUGGCUUUCCGGAAUGGAUCUUUUGUAUCUUCAAUAAGUUAUCAAGAUAGUGAAAAUUACGCGAUAAAAGCAGACGAAAAGCAAAAUAUAAAGAAAUCAAAUGCUAGCAAUUAUUAUUUGAAUACAGUUGUCAAGCUUUUGAUCGUUUUAUUGUUGCCGGUGGCUCUUCUUUUUGGUUUAUCUUACGAGAAGCUUAAUAAAAAAGCAAUUUCUGGAAAAUUUUUGAAUGAAACAGAAUGCUCUCAAACAUGCAGAGUCCCACCUUGCUGUAUUACUCGCCUAUCUGAUCACAACCUCUCUGAACCUCUCAUUUUUUUGUUUUUUUCUCACCUUGAAGAUAUGACAUUAAAUUUUGAAAUCGAUAUCACUUCAAUUGUAGUAGUAUUAGCUAUUUUUUCAUACAAAACAAGUCUUCGCGGCGAGCAUGUUUUGGAUUAUGAUUAUUGUCGAUCGCAUUCUGAUCAAGGCAGAAAAAUUCAUGAUGCUCUGGUAGAAGCAGGAUUGAAAAGAAAAGUUCGCAUACGAAUGAUCGAAAAUUACCCUCCAAAAGAUAAGGGUGACAACGAAGAUGGCAUCAAUUUCGCUAAAACAGGUGUUAUUAGCAGGCGCAGUUUAAAUCUUGAAAAUUCGCUUGAUGCACACAAAAUUUGUCAUUAG
This is a messenger RNA of Acanthocheilonema viteae, 657 nucleotides long. NCBI's taxonomy places the organism in Eukaryota, Metazoa, Nematoda, Chromadorea, Rhabditida, Onchocercidae. The record is from the annotation of a GenBank genome assembly.